This is a messenger RNA of Fusarium keratoplasticum, 972 nucleotides long. Its product is annotated as Abhydrolase-3 domain-containing protein. The transcript has 3 exons. Gene Ontology annotation, molecular function: hydrolase activity. NCBI's taxonomy places the organism in Eukaryota, Fungi, Ascomycota, Sordariomycetes, Hypocreales, Nectriaceae. The record is from RefSeq and is a predicted model, not a curated record. The coding region runs from base 1 to 972 and encodes 323 amino acids.
AUGUCUGCUUUUCUUACGAUACCGCAAUUCCGAAAUGUCACCAAGAGCCAUCUUGCGGGCCCUCAAGACCUCCUCAAGGGUUGUUCAACCCUGCUUGAAGAGCAAGGGACAACCGAAAAGGUCGUGAACGACCGAUUUAGUGGCAUCUACGCCGCCAAGUUCCCCCGUUCAACUCACAUCAUCAUGUAUGUACAUGGCGGCGGCUUCGUGUCUGGUUCUCCGGAGGGGGCCGUAGGCUGGCUGCUCCAGCUGACUGUUGAGCUCCACGCUCGCGGUAUCCUUGCUGACGUCUUCUGCGUCCGCUAUGACCUUGCUCCUGAACACCCUUUCCCAGACGGGCUGCGGCAGAUCGUCGCGGCAUACGAAGAACUCGUUUCAAGAGAGGGCAAGCCCAUCAUUCUGGCCGGCGAAUCGGCGGGCGGCAACCUCUGCCUAAAUUUGCUCCGUCACCUCGUUGAUCCUCACCCGGAGAUUCCACCGGUGAAAGGAGGAGACGGCGGCGGGAAGGUUGUCGCCGCCUGUUUGACGUGUCCUUGGGUGGACCUUCGCAACGAGAGCGAGUCUUUUCAACGAAAUGCCAAGUACGACUGCUUGGAGAAGAAGGUUUUGAACAAGUGGCGCGAAGCCUACUUGGGAGGGCUGCGACCCAACGACAACUGGACGAGCCCCGUUGACUUCCCGGGAGAUUGGCGAGACAUGCUACCACCGCACGUGCUUCUGGUAGCAGGCGGACUAGAGGUUUUUCUUAGCGACAUCCUGCGUCUGGCGGAUAAAAUAAGAGAGGGCGGACACAGGGGUCUCGAUUUACAUGUUGUCCCUCUGAAAGGACAUGUCUGGCAUUUGGUCGACUUUGGAGGCAUAGUUCCUGGCAAGGAGGCAGCCAAGGCCGAUACGGGCAAUGCUGAUAGCUAUAUGGGCGUCACGUUGCAUGCGGAUUGGAUUGCCGAGAAGCUCCGACCCGCAAGUGCGUAG